CCGGGCGGUGGCAGGCCAGCACAGGCCGGCUUGGGAGGCCCGCGGGGAGGCGCCGUAUCCGGAGGCUGCUUCGCACAGCAUAAAGCCACAGACGCACAGUGUGCCUCGCAGCCGCUCGGGCUGGUCGCCGCUGCGGAGAAGCUGCUCCGAUGCUCCAGAGCGGCCAUGGGCGCCCCGCACUGGUGGGACCAGCUGCGGGCUGGCAGUUCGGAGUUGGAUUGGUGCGAGGACAACUACACCAUCGUGCCUGCCAUCGCCGAGUUCUACAACACGAUCAGCAACGUCUUGUUUUUCAUUUUACCGCCCAUCUGCAUGUGCUUGUUCCGCCAGUACGCAACGUGCUUCAACAGUGGCAUCUACUUAAUAUGGACUCUCCUAGUUGUAGUGGGAAUUGGAUCUGUCUACUUCCACGCCACUCUGAGUUUCCUGGGUCAGAUGCUUGAUGAACUUGCUAUUCUUUGGGUUAUGAUGUGUGCUUUGGCCAUGUGGUUUCCCAGGAGGUAUUUACCAAAGGUCUUUCGGAAUGACAGGGGCAGGUUCAAGGCAGUGGUGUGUGUCCUGUCUGCAGUUACAACAUGCCUGGCAUUUGUCAAGCCCGCCAUCAACAACAUCUCUCUGAUGAUUCUGGGGGUUCCAUGUACUGUGCUGCUCAUUGCAGAGAUGAAGAGGUGUGACAAUGUGCGUGUGUUUAAGCUGGGGCUCUUCUCUGGCCUCUGGUGGACUCUUGCUCUCUUCUGCUGGAUCAGCGACCGAGCCUUCUGUGAGCUGCUGUCCUCUUUUCACUUCCCCUACCUGCACUGUGUGUGGCAUAUCCUCAUCUGCCUUGCGGCGUACCUGGGUUGCGUGUGCUUCGCCUACUUUGAUGCUGCCUCAGAGAUUCCUGAACAAGGUCCCGUCAUCAGAUUCUGGCCCAGCGAGAAAUGGGCUUUUAUCGGUGUCCCCUAUGUGUCCCUCCUGUGUGCCCACAAGAAGUCACCAGUCAAGAUCACGUGACGGCAAGGCAGUGACCGGCUUCUCUACUUACUUCCCUUCUUACUUCUAAACAUGCGCUGGGCUUCGUUUGCUAGGAAAGGUGGCCAAGGGCGUUGAGGAGUGGGUGUGGUGUGGGUGUUUAAAAUUCUGCUCCUUUGUGAUCUAACUGGACCACCGUGCCUGACUUCCCCGGGGUUGGGAAAUGGAGGGUUCAGGGACAUGUGUCUUCCUCAGUAUCCUUUCCAGGCACACGGGCCUGCUGGGUUAUGUCCAUACUGACUGACAUUGACAUAGUAGAUUUUUGGGAGACCUAGGGCAGCCCUAAGCUUCUUGCUGGAGAAGGUGGCUUGCUGUAGAUCGCACCAUUUCCAGACUCUCCCAUUACACAGGACUCAGCUCCCUGAGAUUCAAGACCUUCUCAUUUUGUGAUGGAAGGUUCCAGAACUUUUCCUUUUGCUGGCAGAAGCCGUCCUUCGACAAAACCAAGUGGGCAAAACACACAUGGGGGCUGUGACUAAGGCAGGUGGCUUGUCACUCCUCGAACCUCUUAGAUUUCCCAGGUUCUCCACGUGCUUGUGGAUCCUUCUGCUGAGAGAUGGAGCCUCAGCUUCAGAGGGCAAAGCCAGUAACACCCUCUAUGCCAAAAACUACACUCCAGUUUAAGCACACAUUAAAUAUUGACACCAUUUCUGCUCUUCCAGAGUGCAGCAGCCUCAGGCCUGCAGAGAAUCCUUCUGGUGUGAAGAUUCCACACACAGCCCCCUCUGCUUGCCAUGUGACCCCUGUGAGAGUAAGGCCUCACUGCGAUCCCAGAGGCAGCUCUGGGGGUUUGACUGGGAAGCUCUGGGAAGCUUUCGGAAGCUUUUCUUAUGGGAAGCUUUCAGUAUGUCCUUACCUCCAAGACUCUGAUCCCAUUUCUCUGCUGUUUUUAGGGGAUGUGCACUUCCUGAGGGAUGUAACUUCCCUGGGAUGUGGGCCUCCUGGGAUGUGGGCUUCCUGGGGAUGUAGCCUCCCUGGGGUGUGGGUCUCCAGCUUUUAUGUUUAUAAUGCCUGGUGCUAACUGGUUUCUCAGAGCACUUUGCUCUUCUUGAUGGUGGGCAGUCACUCCACUCUGAUUGGCUGGCUGGGGGUCACAGGUAAGAAGAGGCAGACUCUGACAUGAAUGUCUCUCACCUGCAUCAUACUUCUUUACUGGGCUAUCUUCAGGAAUAUGAGGUGGAGCGGGGUAUCUCAGGGAUGUUUGUAACUCAGGCACCUUCUGCUUUCUGACAUUCCAUUGUCGGGGGUGGGACAGCGCUCAGGGGAUUGGAGUUGGAACCCUGUUCUGAGUGGUGUCCUGAGUCUGAAGGAGCUGGCUGGUUCUGGCACUUUCAGGAACUCGUACUCAGUUUAGAACCUUCACAGGGUCCAAGUGGAAACUGGACUUAGAGUUUUUAAAUGAAUAGACUUCAUUCUGCUUUUGUGGCUUUGACGUUUUAGAAGUAACUUGCUGGGCUAUUUCUUGUUUAUAGUCACAAGUAUUUAUAGAACAUGAAUGUGUGAAACUUUUAAUAAAAGUUGUCUUUUAUUAAAUUUAUAGCAUUUGCUAAAUCUCCCAGGUAGCAAACACAUAGUCAUUUGAUUGGCAGAAAUACUUGGUUUUGAAUGAUUGUAUAUGUUGUUUUACUGUAGCUUAAAAUAAAUUUAAAAUGAUUUUGAGUUAAAUGUUUAUGGCAACCUAGAGGCUCAUGGACCAGAACUUCUGCCGAGUCCUUUGGUUUUUGAGUCUAGAAUUUUUCAGAGGGCAAAAUCAAACUUGCCUUGUUUCUGGUUCAUCUUACCAGGCAUGGGGAUGCUCUUGUAUGUUCUACACCAUAUAAAUGUCCUGAUGAUGACCCCGGGGAAGGUGCUUGCCUUCACCUGGAAGGGUUGCCUGGGGCUGGAGAGUUGGUUCAGCAGUUAAGAACACAUGUUGCUCUCCCAUAGGACCCAGACAUGCUUCCCAGCAUGCUCAUGGAGCUCACAAGCUAUAACUCCAGCCCCAGAGGAUCUGAUGCCCUCUUCUAAGGGCACGGAGCAUGCAUAUGGUACCCAUAUACACA
Molecule: messenger RNA, 3053 nt
Organism: Mastomys coucha (southern multimammate mouse)
Lineage: Eukaryota; Metazoa; Chordata; Mammalia; Rodentia; Muridae
Gene: Acer2
Product: alkaline ceramidase 2
Exons: 6
Coding region: 166-993 (275 amino acids)
Biological process (GO): ceramide metabolic process
Cellular component (GO): membrane
Molecular function (GO): hydrolase activity, acting on carbon-nitrogen (but not peptide) bonds, in linear amides
Source: RefSeq, a predicted model, not a curated record